AUGACCUCCAGUAAAGACAUGAAGGCGGGUUCUGUGUUGCAGUCCAGCGGCGAGGAGAGGAGACGGGCUCCCCUGGACCAGCUGCCGCCGCCGGCCAACUCCAACAAGCCUUUAACGCCGUUCAGCAUCGAGGAUAUCCUUAACAAGCCCUCGGUGAAGAAGUCGGUGGCCAGUAUUUGUCCGCCCAGAGUGCUGGAGAAAGUCACGGGCUCCAACUCCGCUCGGAACGGGAUCACCACUCCCUCGUCGCCGCUGUGCGCGCUGGAGGAGCUCGCCAGCAAAACGUUCAAGGGGCUGGAAGUCAGCGUUAUCCAGGCAGCGGAAGGUCGCGAGCACGUCAACGCGUUCGGACAGAGGCAGACGUCGAAAAAGAGGAGAAAGUCGCGGACGGCCUUCACGAACCACCAGAUUUACGAGCUGGAGAAGCGGUUCCUGUACCAGAAGUACCUCUCUCCGGCCGACCGGGACCAGAUCGCGCAGCAGCUGGGUCUCUCCAACGCGCAGGUCAUCACCUGGUUCCAGAACCGCAGGGCCAAGCUCAAGCGGGACCUGGAGGAGAUGAAAGCGGACGUGGAGUCGCUAAAGAAGAUCAACCCGCAGACGCUGCAGAAGCUCGUGAGCAUGGAGAGCAUCGAGGAGACCCCGGGCGAGGGACCCGAGGCCAGGUCGCCCAGCGUCUCCCCGACCUCCCAAGGACACCGGGCCUUCCCACAGUCCCCCUCCUCAUCCAGAGACCAAACGACGGAUGAGUUCUCGGAGGACGACGAGGAAAUCGAGGUGGACGAUUGA
Cyclopterus lumpus (lumpfish) is the source of this 789-nucleotide messenger RNA. It is a transcript of the gene lbx2, whose product is annotated as ladybird homeobox 2. The transcript has 2 exons. Gene Ontology annotation, molecular function: DNA binding; DNA-binding transcription factor activity, RNA polymerase II-specific. Bases 1 to 789 code for a protein of 262 amino acids. The record is from RefSeq and is a predicted model, not a curated record. Lineage: Eukaryota; Metazoa; Chordata; Actinopteri; Perciformes; Cyclopteridae. Gene Ontology annotation, biological process: regulation of DNA-templated transcription.